Messenger RNA from Thelazia callipaeda (thelaziosis nematode), 405 nucleotides. The record is from the annotation of a GenBank genome assembly. Lineage: Eukaryota; Metazoa; Nematoda; Chromadorea; Rhabditida; Thelaziidae.
AUGUACAAAGUUGGUCAUUCAUCAGCGGUUCCUCGUCCCACGCUCGUAUACAAUGAUGAAAAAACAUUGAAUCAGUAUGGUACUGAAAGUAGCGAGCAGUCCAAGAAUCAUUUAAAUGCACAAAUCCCAGCUCUUUCCAAGCGAAGUCAUUUUCGUACUUCUGAGCCAAAAAGACGCUUCAAUAUAGAAGCUGUGUCUGUAUUAGCAAAAGUAACUAAAAACUUCAACUGUACUGACGAUGGUCGACCAGAUCAAACCAUUAAACACUAUCGACCAAAAACAGAAAUUCCCGCAGAUUUUGUGCCCUUUGAUAUCGAGGGAUAUUUGACGGAGCGUUUCCUGAAAGAUGUUAAUUUGGAUCCAAAUAUUGUAAAUAGUUUUGUAAGUAAAAACAUAUCGCAAUGA